AUGGUCGAGCAUGCUCUCCGUCUGCAGCAGCCAGCUGCCGUCUCCUGGCUCGCUGCCCUCGACAAUUUGUCUGUGCCUGACCUGGACGGCGCUGCCCUGGUCAAGUGGGCGGCCAAGUAUCGUCCUGCCCUGGCCUCGCUUCUCUUGGUCGACCACCACCACCACCACCACCACCAUGUUCCGCUGUCGCCAACCCCUGCUUGUCGCGACGCACACCGCCCUCGCGCGUCCUCUGACGUCAGUGGCGAACUCGAUGGCCAAAUCAUUGCCGCUGCCCUGUUUGAGUCUCUUGCCUCAGCCGACGAGCUGCCGCUCCAGAUCCAGUCAUCGUCGCCAUCGCUGGACACUCUCAAGGCCCGACUUCAUCGCCUCGCCCAUCCAUCCAAAACCAAAUCUCACCAUCCAAACAGCCACAACCACAACCACAACUACCACCUCCACAACUACCACCUCCACCACUCCGGACACUCGUCCCAUGCCUCGCCCAAGUACCCGCUUCGGCCGUCUCGAGCAAGAAGACUCUCGUUUUCAAAACGGCUGACUCGGUUCCAUCGCCGACGGCUUUCGCAGCCCCAUGUCGACGUGCAGCCAGACUCGCAGCAAUCACCCAGCGUCCGUCCAUCACCGGUCGAGCCUGGAUCAUCCGCCUGUCAACUGACCCAAUCGUCUGGCUGCUCCGACAGCCAGCCCGCCCGGCUCCACUCUGAUGAUGCGUCUCUCCCGCCCCGCUCCCAUAGAUCCUCCACCCGUCUGCCUCCGGAGCUCUGGCACCGCGUCUUCCAGUUUGUCUAUCAGCAAAGCCAGGACCGCGAGUCCAUCCAGGCCACCCUGGCCAUGCUCUGCCAGGUCAGCCGCCUGUUUUACCAAACGGCGACGCGGUUUCUAUGGCACAAUCCGAUCUUGCAGUCCAACGAGCUGCUCAACGCAUUCCUUGGGAUCUGUCGAUCAGGGUCGCUUGCACAUGUAUCGCCCAGCAAUCACCCCGCCCGCUUUGUGCGCAUCCUGGAUCUGUCGGCCCAGUUCCUGUCGUCACCCGUUAGCUCGCCCGACCUGAUCUUGCUCGCCCAGCACAUCCCACGCCUCAACCGGCUCAAGCUCGACAUCCGGGUCAUGGAGAUGGACACGCUCGAGGCCGUGUUUGCGGCUUGCCCGGCCAUCACACACCUGGAAAUCGGAUACUUCCAGGACGAUGCCGCCAAGGUGGGCUCGGAGCCGAUCCGGGGCAGCAUCCGCGGCGCCCGCAAGGCAUAUCCGGCCCUGGCCGAGGGCCUCGGCCGCCUCGCCAAUCUCUUCAUCUUUGAUAUCGACUACGACUCGAGCCUGUCUUUCUGGGAGACGCUGCAGGCCAGCCAACCCCGUCGUCUCAGGCGAGUCGUGAUUUCGGACUGCGGCCUUCCCGAGGGCUACCUCGGCGACCUGCUCGCCAGCAUCGACCGGCUCAAGCACCUGGGCCUGUGGUACUGCGACAUUGGCCAGUCCACCCUCCUCAAGAUCCCGUCGUACUGCGGCAAGUCGCUCGAGCACCUGGAUCUCUUUGGCACCCAUGAGCUCGACGACGCCACGCUGGCCGCCAUGCUGCGUCAGCUCGGCUCGCUGAAGCAACUCGACAUCCGGUCGACCCAUGUCUCGGCCAAGGUCACCAUCGAUGCCGUCUUGUCGUCGUGCCCACAGCUGCACACCCUCUGCCUCCCGCCAUGCAACGAGUCGACCCGGCCGGUGCGAGGCAGUCUGCUCCGGUUGAUCAAGGAGCGCAACACCCGCCUCAAGGCCCUCUUCCUUUCUGGCGAGAUUGUCUCGGACCUGGUGCUCAAGUACCUUGCCGAGUAUGCCACCGGCUUGGAACAGAUCGGGCUGGCCACCAAGAAGUUCCAGUCGCUCCUCCAUGACGACGACGCCUUCUCGCCCUUGGUGUCCGACUCGGAGAUCGACAAUCAAUCGGCUCCCGACCCAGCGCCGCUCUUGGCUGAACAACAGCAGUUGCCCCAGACGGCGUUGCUGGCCAAGGCGGCCGCACCUGGCUCUGGCGACGACUCCCCAGCCGAGACAGACGAGGAGCGGCAGCUCGCCGACCGCCUCACAGCCGAGUGGGUGGCCAAGAUGAAAGGGUCCUGCCGGCAGCUCCGAGCCGUGAGUCUGCCCCGGCAGUUCAAGAGCGUCGGCGGGAGCUUCAGCUCGUUCGACAUCUUUCCCCUGCUGUAA
Messenger RNA from Polychytrium aggregatum, 2199 nucleotides. RefSeq lists its product as uncharacterized. Bases 1 to 2199 code for a protein of 732 amino acids. NCBI's taxonomy places the organism in Eukaryota, Fungi, Chytridiomycota, Chytridiomycetes, Polychytriales. The transcript is spliced from 2 exons. The record is from RefSeq and is a predicted model, not a curated record.